Molecule: messenger RNA, 3290 nt
Organism: Misgurnus anguillicaudatus (oriental weatherfish)
Lineage: Eukaryota; Metazoa; Chordata; Actinopteri; Cypriniformes; Cobitidae
Gene: mmp17a
Product: matrix metallopeptidase 17a
Biological process (GO): proteolysis; extracellular matrix organization; collagen catabolic process
Cellular component (GO): extracellular matrix
Molecular function (GO): metalloendopeptidase activity; zinc ion binding
Source: RefSeq, a predicted model, not a curated record
GUGGUGACCCCCCUCCCAUCAGAGAACUAUACAAGUUCUGCACGCGCUAACCGCACAUCAGUCCGCUGUGUUCGGCGGGAAGCGCGCUACGGCACUUCUCCUCUGACAAGAGCUGCUCCAGUCUCACUAAGGACUCGUUCCCUGCUCAGCAACAUUUGACUUUGGGUCUUUGGAAGUGAAUAUACGACUCAUGAUUCGGACAGCUCGUGAAGACCAUAGCUCGUGGCAUUUUGACUGAAGACAUGUAUGACUGAGCUGAGGAGGAGAUUAACUGUCAUCGUUUGUUUUCUACGUGAUAUGUGUUUCACGUGCUUGCGCACCACAGUGAGGUAGUUUAACUUGGACUCUUUUUCGUGGACCGUUAACGUUUAAUGCCCUGGAUUUGGGUGAUUUAUACGGUGGAUGCGGCGGAAAGAAAUAUCGUUGUGUGAACACCGGUGCCGGUGAAAUGAAGUCUCUCAGUUUCCGAAAGUGGAAAUCCUCCCGGAGCGUUUGGAUUAUUUACCCAGAGAUGAUAUUUCUGCCGAUUCUUUGGUUUCUAUCCCAAACUCGGGCGGCCCCGUCUAUAUCAACCGAGCAGAUGGAUAUGGGGGUGGAUUGGCUGAGCAAAUAUGGUUACCUCCCACCACCUGAUCCUGUGAACGGACAGCUUCAGACAAAGGAAGCGCUGACCAAUGCCAUCAAAGCCAUGCAGAGGUUUGGAGGCCUGGAGGAAACUGGAGUUUUGGACCAAGCAACCUUGGGUUUAAUGAAGACCCCACGCUGCUCGCUGCCUGAUGUUUCGGAGCCAGAUAUGUUAGCAGGUCGAAGAAAAAGAGGGCUGGCUCCUCAGACCAAGUGGAACAAGAGACACCUUUCCUGGAGGGUGAGGACGUUUCCAAAAGAGUCAGUGCUUCUGGGACGGGACACGGUUCGGGCGCUCAUGUACUAUGCCCUCAAGGUGUGGAGUGACAUCGCCCCCCUCAACUUCCAUGAGGUGGCAGGGAAUGAGGCAGACAUCCAGAUUGACUUCACCAAAGCGGACCAUAAUGAUGGCUACCCUUUUGAUGGACCCGGUGGCACGGUUGCCCACGCAUUUUUUCCUGGAGAGCGAUUUACAGCCGGUGACACACACUUUGAUGAUGAUGAGGCCUGGACCUUUAGGUCGCCAGAUUCACACGGGAUGGAUCUUUUCGCAGUGGCUGUGCACGAGUUCGGUCAUGCCAUAGGGCUUGCUCACACUUCUGCCAUUGAAUCCAUCAUGCGUCCGUAUUACCAGGGGCCAGUGGGGGACCCGCUGAAGUACAACCUUCCGUACGAGGACAAGGUUCGAGUUUGGCAGCUUUACGGUGUUCGAGACUCUGUAUCGCACACAGCACAGCCAGAUGACCCCUCCCAAACGGCUGAACCUCCCGUCCUGCUUGACCUCCCAGAAAACAGAUCCACAAUCCCACCUGCCCGCGACGCCCCUGACCGAUGCACCAGUCACUUUGAUGCUGUAGCCCAGAUUCGAGGGGAGGCUUUCUUUUUCAAAGGAAAGUAUUUUUGGCGCCUUACACGUGAGAAGCACCUGGUGUCACUAAGGCCGGCUGAGAUCCAUCGUUUUUGGAGGGGGCUGCCCGCCAACCUGGACAGUGUGGAUGCUGUUUACGAGCGACCUGGAGACCAUAAAAUAGUUUUCUUUAAAGGAGGAAAAUAUUGGGUGUUCAAGGACAAUAAUGUCGAGGAGGGCUAUCCACGGCCCGUCAGCGACUUUGGCCUGCCCGUGGAAGGGGUGGAUGCGGUGUUCGUCUGGCUGCACAAUGAGAAGACGUACUUUUUCAAGGACAGCCGUUACUGGCGCUAUGACGAUCACCUGCGGCAAAUGGACCACGGGUACCCAAAAGACACAGCGCUCUGGAAGGGAAUCCCACCUCAGCUGGAUGAUGCCAUGCGAUGGUCUGACAGUGCAUCGUAUUUCUUCAGGGGAAAGGAGUACUGGCGUGUAGCGGGCAGCGAUAUGGAGGUUGAAACGGGUUAUCCCCGUUCCAUCGGCAAAGACUGGCUGGUGUGUUCAGAAAUGCAGUCGGACUCUCCGGAGACGCAGAAUAAUUCAAACACGAGGCUCCACGGGCAGCACCACGCGGACCACGCGGAAAAUGGCUACGAGGUGUGUUCGUGCACUUCAGACUCGGCCUCGCCACUGGGCACGCGACUAACCCUCUCGCCCGCCUGGAUCUUAGCGCCGCUCUGGACACUCGCGCUCUCUCUCUCCUCUACUCCCCUCUGAUAAGGGCAGAGCCACAGGCCUGUACUCAAAAACAUUUUAGGACUGAAGUAUACGGUAGCCUGUGGUUGAAGCGAGCAACGAGAGGAUCUGGAAUAGCCUCGGAGUGAUGGAACGGCCUCAGCACUUCAAUCAAUGAAAUGAUUGGCUCCCAUCUUUUUGUUUUGAUUGGUGGAAUAUUCUGUUUUAUUAUUACUAUUAUCAUUAUUUGCGAUUCUUUUUAAAUCAUUUUAGGAGAUUGCUAGGUACACAACCAGCAUUUUGAGCCGUUUUCAGGCACAGUAAUAAUUAUGAUCAUGAUUAAUAAUGUUAAAAAGUAGUGAUAUUGCUGAUAAUGGGAGGGUGACAGGAAUGUCUUUUAAAUAAGGGCUUCCUAUUGGCUGACAUUUAUGAGUCACAAUCUUAACCUUUCCCUGCUCCAAGUGCUUUAAAAAUCCAGUCGCUCGUUCAUUAUUGGCACUUUUUGGCCAUUUUCUUAUUACGAACAUAAUCCUUUGCGCAUUCUGCAAAUUCCUUAUUAUAAUCCAGCUCUCCGGUCCGUUUUUUCGCAGUGUAUAAGCAAUUAUACCUUUUAUAUCGACUGUAUUUUUGUAAGAAGCAUCACAGAUAUCAUCGCUUUAAGCAAUGACAGUUCUUAGAAUCGCAACUGACUUCAGUUUUAUAAUAAACAUCACUGUUGUUUAGUUUACCAAGGGCAUGCAUGAUUCACAUUCAUCUGUGGAUCACUAGCUGAAAAGAUUUUACAGCUUUGUUUAUAAAGGCAUUCACUAUUUUUUCUGUAUUUUAUCUUUGCAAUUCACAUUUUUCCGAUCAGAGAGCGUGAGACAUUUUGAGAAAUGCAGAUUGGGAGGAUAUUUGGCUGCCGAAAGUGCACUCCAAUCUUAUAUGGGAUAAAAGCUUAUAUACUAUAUAUAAAAACAUAUAUAUAUAUAUAUAUUUAAGGUAAAACUUCUAUGGCAGUUGCAAAAAACAAUGUAAAUUCUGAUCUGUCUUUUAUAUGGUGAAAUAUUUUUGUAGAAAAAAUAAAAAGGAGUGGGCAAGCUUG